Porites evermanni is the source of this 474-nucleotide messenger RNA. NCBI's taxonomy places the organism in Eukaryota, Metazoa, Cnidaria, Anthozoa, Scleractinia, Poritidae. The record is from the annotation of a GenBank genome assembly.
CUCAAAUAUAUUGAUAUUGCCGAAUUCUCAGCUGAUAUUGCCUCCUCUAUGUUUUGUGCAAGCGUGCACUGGGACAACAUUGAUGCACUCUCUGACUGCUUUAACAUGACCCUUACUGACAUUUUGGACAAGCAUGCCCCGCUUAAAACAAGUAUUAUGAUAAAUCGUCCAAAGAUCCCGUCGUUUAAUGAUGACAUUAAACAACUUAAGCGUAAACGUCGUCGCCUUGAAAAGAAAGCCUUGAAAACUGACCUCCCUGGCGACUGGAAUGAUCACCAUAAAGUUCGUAAUCAGUACUCCGCACUUCUUAAAUCUGCACGUGUGAAUUACCAUUCAAACCUAAUUGAUCAGUGUGCGGAUGACUCUCGCAAGCUAUUCUUUGUCUCAAGACCUUGUAGCCAGAUCCUCUCACUCUUUAUCUUGGCCGCCAUUUUGAAUGAAUUUCGUCUGUCCGUGGACAAAUCGGUCACGUGA